AUGAGCGGCAUACAAAAGGCUCAGGGAUAUCCUAUCGCGUAUACUAAAAUGAGCGGCACACUUCGUUUGACACUUUUUACCCUCGCUCUUUUUGGACUCUUCGCUGCGUACCUGUACAAUAGUCCCUACGCACACUUUCCAGACGACAACAUGCCACCACCGGCGUCACCACAAACGACAGCUAUUGUCGUGGGAUCAGGGCUUGCGGGCCUGAGCGCAGCAAGCCAAUUGAUAACGAGAAACGUGCCUGUGAGAUUGCUAGAGCGUGGAAUUAAGCCGGGAGGAAACAGCAUCAAAGCCUCCUCCGGGAUCAAUGGAGCACCCACAAGAGUCCAAGCCAUCCUCGACGAUGCCUUCUUCUCGGAUACAAUCAAUUCAGCCGGGAAAGCAAUGCUCUCCUCCGCUCAGAAUCGCGAGAGCUUGAUCUCUACGCUCACCGACUCCUCGAAAGAUGCCGUUGAGUGGCUGGUGCAAGAGAAAGGCAUCGACCUGUCGAAGGUGUCCAUCAUGGGCGGCCAUACGUUUCCCAGAACGCACAGGGGAGCAGACCAGACACCGCCGGGCUUUGCAAUCAUAACAACACUGCUCAAAUCGCUCAAAGAAUCUCCUCUGUUCCGUUUGCAGACUUCCUGCACCGUUACCAAAGUCUUGCAAUGCGGACAUCGCGUCACCGGUGUAGAAUAUACUGGCGAAGACGGAAGUCCACAGGAGCUACUGGGACCUGUCAUAUUUGCAUCCGGUGGCUUCGGUGGCGAUGCAGAGGGCUUGCUCGCUCAGUACAGGCCUGAUCUCAAGGGCUACCCGUCCACGAACGACCCUCGCCCGGGAACGCAGCCUCUUCUCACCGCAAUCGGCGCGCAGCUUAUCGAUAUGGAGUAUGUACAGGUACAUCCGACUGGGUUUGUCGAUCCCGCCAGCCCAGCCUCCCCUCUGAAGUUCCUGGCUGCAGAGGUACUGAGAGGCGAUGGUGGCAUUCUUCUUUCCAACGGGAAGCGCUUCUUCAACGAACUCGAGAUUCGGGAAAAGGUAACCAAUGCGAUCACAGCCGAAUCACCAGUUGUAGAGUCACCAAAACAAUGGAGCGUUCAGUUGGUGCUGGAUGAAGGCGUUUACGAAGCAACCAAGUCGCAUGUCGACUUCUACAUCUUCAAAAGACUGAUGAAGAAAGUCACAAUCUCAGACCUCCCAUCAGAUGCCUUGGGGGAGAUCUCGCGGUAUUGCCAAAUAGUCCGCGGGGAAGAGGCAGACUCAUUUGGUCGGACACAAUUUGCGCAUUGGAGUCUCAAGGAGCCAACACCGGACUCUGUUGUUUAUGUUGGAUUCGUCACACCCGUUGUGCACUUCACGAUGGGCGGUGUGACCAUCAACGAUCAGGCGGAGGUGCUAAAAAAGGGAGAUGAGUGGAUAGAAGGGCUGUGGGCUGCUGGAGAAAAUGCUUCCCAUAUACGGCAGGAUUCCAACGUGCCAACAUCAUCGCUGCAGACGCCCUUUGCCAUUAGCUUCUCUCCCAUCCUCAAGUUCGCCCUUUUCAGCAUAAUCAGCAACCCGCCCAACAUCCUCUGGCAAACCUUUCUCGAAGACGUGUUCCCGUCCAAAGUACCUGUGGAGCCCUCGGAAAAGCAGCUCAAAGACAAGCCCGUGCAGACCCGCACCAGCAAGCGCAACCUACUCGCCAAAUUCAUCCUCGAUCAAACAAUAGGCGCUGUGGUCAACACGCUCAUGUUCCUCGUAUAUAUGGCCUACGUCAACGACCACAGUGCGCGAAGCACACCAUCUUGGUACACGGUGCAGGCGGAUGUGAGCAACAGAUUCUGGCCAAUGGUCAUGGAUGGAUACAAGUUCUGGCCUGCUGUAUCGCUGAUAAGCUUUCUGUGGGUGCCGGUAGAUAAGAGGGUGGUGUUUGGAUGCUCUGUGGGUGUGCUGUGGGGCAUCUACCUAAGCUUGUCUGUGGCGAGCUGA
This is a messenger RNA of Didymosphaeria variabile, 1959 nucleotides long. RefSeq lists its product as uncharacterized. Lineage: Eukaryota; Fungi; Ascomycota; Dothideomycetes; Pleosporales; Didymosphaeriaceae. The transcript is spliced from 3 exons. Gene Ontology annotation, cellular component: membrane. The record is from RefSeq and is a predicted model, not a curated record. The coding region runs from base 1 to 1959 and encodes 652 amino acids.